Molecule: messenger RNA, 2522 nt
Organism: Vitrella brassicaformis
Lineage: Eukaryota; Vitrellaceae
Source: the annotation of a GenBank genome assembly
AUGCAGGUGAGAAUGACGACACGACGCACACGCUUGACACGACACAUCCCCCCUGCUCACUCCUGCGCCUUGUUGUGUGUAUGUGUGUGUGGCUGGCUGAUGAUGCAGGACGUUGACCGCCACUACCGCGUGUUGACGGCGAUGGUGACGGCUGAUGCUGAGGCCCACGCCACCCACACUGACACGGCCGUCAAGCGGCAGCUGGACCGGUGCGUCGCCAAACUCCAAAUCAUACAAGACAAAAUCGACAAACUACACGACGAGGAGGUCAACGCACCGCACAUGGGACAGGCACAAGGCGGGGCCACAUACAUGUGUGGCUUUGUCUGUGCAGGUGGUUGAGCCCUGCCUCGAGGGGCUGCCUGAGGCCCUCUGGCUGAGCAGCGACGAGAAAUUCGGUACGGGAAGAGAUUGGACGACGAGUCCAGGGGACGGGGAGGAUGCAUGUGUUGUGUGUGUUGCUGUGUGUCAGGACUUGAUGCCUUCAUUGGUUUCGUGCCAUGUCUGACGUCGCUGUCGGCUGUGAGCAGCCACUUCCACACCCUCACCCAGGACAGCAACAUGCACCCCAUCAUCCAACUCGACACCUCACCACCCAAUGACAUCGCCAAGGAACUGCCUGGUACGCAAAGGGAGGCCUCAUGCGUCAUGUGCCCGUCUCCACCUAUGUAGCGGUGCUGCGUCGUGAUUCAGGUCGUUUCUCAAAGUGCAAGGACAUCCGCAUCAAUCACGCCCCCACACCCGCCCUCAUCCGCCUGCUCGAAAACCUCAAGGACAGCAUCACGAGUAUCGACCUGAAGGGCCACGGGGGCAUCGCAUUGGGGGAGAAGGACCAGCCCAGCCACAGCCCCCAGCAGCACACCAUCUUCCCGCAGCUCCACAAGGCAGCCGUCCAGGGGAAGUGGGGCGGCGUCGCACCAGAUCGCAAGUACACACUCCCGGCCCUCAAGCACCUGAGUGGCGACACAUUCAGUCGCCAUGGGGGGUACUCUGCGCAUUACGGGAUCAGCCCUCGUACACACGGAAAUAAAUGGAUGCAGCACACGAUUCUCCGGGCCGCGACACGUGUGUUGGUGGGUGUUUAUGCAGGUGGUGUCGUGGAUUGACAUCGCAUCUGAUGGCCUGACAUCCAUCCACUCUACCUACGUUCAAGUAAGGCGCACGGACAGGCAGCACGUCGUCGCACACUCAAGACUUUCAUGCUGUGUGUCCGGUGUGUCCUGCUGUGGUGCGUCAGUCGCUCACAGACGUUUCCGCUUCCAUCAAGGACACCCCAACUGAUGAGAGGGUUGCGGCAGGGAAUAUUGUAGCCAUCGACACAGCACUCAUUGUGUGCCUCCUUGUGGUGACAGCCAAGACUCUCACGUCCCUCUCCGGCUUCGAAUUCUCGGGCAACGACUACGACCACAACCCCCAAUUGUACCACCCCUGGUACCAAUACGGCCUCGGCGGCGACAAGGCGCCCGAGGAUGAGCUCAGUGACCUCAUCUCAGCCCCCCAGGGAGCCAAGCUGCAGAAGAUUGAGAUGCGCCUCCCCGACAUGCCGACACCCAAAACUAUCCAGGUGAGCAUGAGAAGACGCCGACUCACCAGCUGUCGAUUUCUGCGCUGGUUGUCAUCAGAGGAUUCAUCGGUUCCUAGCUGCCUGCCUCGCACCUGACGCGGUCGAGACGUACCACACGGGCACCUACUUCCACCUCCGGCUGCCCUUCAAAGGCGACUUCGCCCCCCUCGCCACCUGCUGCACCAAAGCCAACAGCGUGAUUCUCGAAUCCCACGCAAAGGACGGCACAGGGACGGCGGCGCUCAGCCCCCUGGUGUGCGAACGGGCCCGAGAGCUGACUAUCCAAUGCAGCUACCGCGACCAGCAGCCCGCGCAGCCGGCGUAUCCACACCUCGCCCACCAUGCUCGAGCGCCGCCCCGUGUCACGCAGCCCAUCCCGUCCUACAUCACGUCUAAUGCCCACUGCCUCUUCCCCAGUGUGGUGUCGCUGAGUGUGCAUGAGGGGCAUGCGGGUAUGCGCGUGUAUGAGGGAGGGGCGGGCGUCUUCAUGGGGUCGCUGCCAUCGCUCGAGGAGGUGUCGUUUGAUGUGCAUGUCAAACCUGACCCGGGUGCUGAGCUGUGUCUCGUGCCUGAGGGUAUGGGUUUUCUGUCGAGUCAAGGCAAGGAUCUGACAGUCAAGUUGUCGAUUGACGCUGAGGUUGACCGCUACCGCUACCUGUAUGGUGGCCAGUCCGACGCAGCGCCAGCCGAUGACUUGACUGUGCAGUGGCGUGUGUACGGUGGGGAGGGUGAGGCUGACAGACAGGUCAUGCAGCGUGUGUCUCGUCUGGAGAUCGAUCUGCGUGUGUCUCUGCGCCACGGCCGCGAGCGCGGGCUGUCCUUUGCUGCUGCAAGGGACAUGUGCGAGUCGUUCGCCGACUGCGUCGCUGAGGCCUUCGGCAGCUGCCCCUCUCUCUUGUCUGUCAUGCCGUGCUGCCUUACCUCUACAGCUCUCGGUUCUCGCUCGUCGAUUGUGUGA